AUGGCUUCCAAGGUAUUUGCGUGGACAUGUGAACUGGGAUUUCUUGGUGGCCUCUGCGCGGCGGUCAAGUACAAGUACAGCUACGAAAACGUUCCGACAGAUGCGGCACACACAAAAAACUCAUUUGCGACCUUUUCCAAAGAUAGUCGUAGGGAAUUCUACGACGUUGCUAUAGUGGGCGGCGGCAUCGUCGGUGUGGCUACUGCACGGGAAAUUCGGAAGCAGUUCCCCAAGAAGCGCGUUAUACUGCUUGAGAAGGAGGCAGAUGUUGCGCAACAUCAAUCUGGUCACAACAGUGGUGUUGUCCAUGCGGGAAUGUAUUAUCCGCACGAUUCACUCAUGGCCCGUCUGUGCCCACGUGGUCACGACCUCAUGAUGGCAUACUGUAGACAGAAUAAACUUCCAUGCGAGCGUGUCGGUAAACUUAUUGUCGCGGCAGACGAAAACGAGAUUCCUGCAAUUGAAAAACUAUACGAGCAGGGAGUGAGCAAUGGUGUGCGGGAACUGAAGAUGCUUCGAAGUGAAGAGGAAAUUAAGAAGGUUGAACCCAAUGUCCGCGGUGUGUGUGCCUUGUACUCCCCGGAUACGGCUGUCGCCGACUUCAGCGCGGUGGCACGCUACAUGCUGAAGGAACUGCAGAAUGGGGCACGAGGACUAUUUGACACACAAUUCCGCUACGAGGCACUUGAUUUUGUGGGAUUGUCAAUCAACCACAACCUCCACCGCCCGAAGGAUGUGCCCACGGAGAUGGUGCUCAUCCGUGGCCGCGAGGAUGGUCAACUGGGGCCGGAAAAAACAAUUGUCGCCAAGAACGUCAUCACGUGCUGCGGUCUCUCUAACGACCUCCUCGCGCGCCGCUCCGGUAGUCCAUUGCAUUGGAUCGGCAAGAAAGUAUCGCAGACCUUCAGUUUCCGUGGGCGAUACUAUCAGCUGAAGCCAGAGGCACGCGGUCUUGUCUCUAUGAAUGUCUAUCCCGCGCCGGACAGCAGGAAAGCGCUCAGCGUUGGCGUCCAUUUCACACCGACGGUGGAUGAGCGCCGAGGUCGGCAGAUCAUCAUUGGACCGGGGUCUGCCGUGACGACGCACCGUUACGGAUAUUCUCCGUACUGCUUCGAUCUCGAAUACUGCUGGAACUCAUUCUUCAGCAGGGGUGGCUGGGUGAACUUCAUAUCGAAUAUAACUACUGUCGCUAAGACAUUUAGCGUGGAUGUCAGCCGUGCUGCAUUCUUGCGUGAAGCGCAGAAGCUGGUGCCGUCUCUAAAGGAUUCGGAUAUAGAGGAGAGUUUCUGCGGUGUGAUGGGAUUGGCCGUUACGGAGUCCGGCGGAUUGGAAAUGGACCUUGCGAUGGAGCUUUCACGGCCGCGCACGAUGAUCGCCACGUCCGUGAAACCUGACAAAGUGCUGGAGGCUCAAGAGGGUGGCGACGCGAGCGAGCAGACCCCAUCAGCGCCUGCAGCGGGUGGUGGUGGUGGUGGCCCGCUCAUUCUCAAUGUGCGCAACGCCCCGAGUCCGGCNCCAUCAGCGCCUGCAGCGGGUGGUGGUGGUGGUGGCCCGCUCAUUCUCAAUGUGCGCAACGCCCCGAGUCCGGCGGCUACGUCGUGUAUGGCAAUUGCGGAGGAAAUCGUUGUCACUGCCAAGAAAAACUUCGAGUGGGGAGUGUAA
Molecule: messenger RNA, 1662 nt
Organism: Trypanosoma grayi
Lineage: Eukaryota; Euglenozoa; Kinetoplastea; Trypanosomatida; Trypanosomatidae
Product: 2-hydroxyglutarate dehydrogenase
Exons: 1
Coding region: 1-1662 (553 amino acids)
Molecular function (GO): (S)-2-hydroxyglutarate dehydrogenase activity; (S)-2-hydroxy-acid oxidase activity
Source: RefSeq, a predicted model, not a curated record